GAAAAUGUCGACGGAGCUGAAAAAUCAAUAACACACAAUUUGCUCGUCCAGAAUUUUCCCAAUUUGCUGCAGUGCUGUGAACAGAAUCCUUGGAAUAUCUCCGUGCGGUGAAAAGAAAGUAUUUCCGUGACCUCAGUGCGAUAAAGAAACCCUCCGGAAUGGCCGACAACGAGCAGAAAGCGAUGCAGCUGAUAGCGGAAGCGGAGAAAAAACUGAACUCAUCGAAAGGGUUUUUCGGGUCGCUAUUCGGGGGUGGCUCGAACAGAGUGGAGGAUGCGAUGGAAUGCUAUACGCGGGCGGCGAAUAUGUUCAAAAUGGCCAAGAAGUGGAGUCAGGCUGGGUCGGCCUUCUGCGAGGCCGCAAAUCUGCACGCCAAGGCCGGCAGUCGACAUGACGCAGCCACGAACUACGUCGACGCCUCCAACUGUUACAAAAAAACCGAUCCAAACGAAGCCGUCAACUGCCUGUUGAAGGCGAUCGAUAUUUACACCGACAUGGGACGCUUUACGAUGGCGGCCAAACACCAUCAGAGCAUUGCUGAGAUGUAUGAAAACGAAGCCAACGAUUUGCAACGAGCGGUGCAGCACUACGAACAGGCGGCAGACUACUUUAAAGGCGAGGAAUCGACUAGUUCCGCCAACAAGUGCAUGCUAAAGGUGGCACAGUAUGCGGCCCAGCUCGAGGACUACGAGAAGGCCAUACAGAUCUACGAGCAGGUUGCCGGUUCCUGCCUCGACAGCUCGCUGCUCAAGUACAGCGCCAAGGAGUACUUCUUCCGUGCUGCGCUCUGUCAUCUGAGUGUCGAUCUGCUCAAUGCUCAGCAUGCCAUGGAGAAGUACGCACAACAGUAUCCGGCAUUCCAGGACUCGCGGGAGUACAAGCUGGUUAAGACGCUAUGCGAACACUUGGAAGAACAAAAUGUGGACGGGUUCACCGAAGCGGUCAAGGAGUACGACAGCAUUUCCAGGCUGGACCAGUGGUAUACCACGAUCUUGCUCAGAAUCAAGAAGCAAGCCAACGAUAACCCAGAUCUGCGAUAAAGUGUUCGAGCACCGCUCGCUGAUCCGCGUGUGAUUCUUAACGUUUUUGUUUUGUUUUUUCAUGUGCUCUCCGUGCUUAGAGGACACAAUUAUUUCCCGAAACACACACAUACACAAAGAAAACGAUCACAAAUCGAGGUUGCAGGCAGACACCGCAGGGCUCUUGCGCAUGUUCUCGGGAGCCCAGCGUUCUCACCAGUUUUGGAGUGCAUACUCGUUUUAAACCAUACGUCUAUCCCACUGGAAAACAAGCACACAAAAUCGUAGAAAAAAAGGAAAAAUCAAACACAUUUUAUCCCCAUGUACUGUCUCUAUGUACGAUAGUGAUUAUUCGCUAAACAGACUAACCUGUAAAGAUAUCGAACACUCGCGUUAAUGUAUGAUUCCCCCGUGCCGCUGCCUAUCGCGUGAUUUGUAUAUUUUGGCAUCCUGAACAUUACCGUUUACCCAUCAUCCGUUUCCCUUUAUUUCCGUUGCGUCCGGUGGAAUUUUUGUUGCAGGCUAUCCAGCAGGCUCCCAUUAUUAUUUUUUGUAUUUUCUUGUUUUUGUUACUAAAUUGCACUACUCUUAGCUAUUAAGACGUUAUAUACAUUACCAAUCUAAGUAGGCAGCGAGAGCAAAUUGGACGAUGCAAAUAUUAUGAAUUUCUCCAUCGAAGAGCACACGGGAUGAUGACCGGUAGACACAGACAUACACAACAUUACCAUUAACUAGAACGGUUGUACGAUGGUCAUGUGAUCAGGAUUUCGCUCCUCGGCAUAUUAUUUAGUGCGCUCCUUCACCGGCCCGAUCGUUUUCGGGCGAAAGGUAGACGGCGGAGGGCUAUUUAGUGCUUUCGGAGGUGUUGAACGCUUUUCAGCGGGCUUUGCAAACGGUGAGCAAUUGAGCGUAAAAUCCGAUGCCGGCAACUGAGGUUGCAGUCUGCAGCAAAAUUACACAGAUAUGUUACAUUAGGCUAGACGAAGUGCAGUGAAAGAUAGAUAUUAUGCCCCUUUGCGUUGCGUAGCAGUAGACGAAUCAGGUGGGCAUUAAAAUAAUAUUAUAUUGGAUUUGCAGCAAAUCGAUCCUAGCAAAUCCUCCGACAGCAGAAGGGUAUAGUCAUACGAGAACCCCACGGUAAAAAAACCAAUAUUUAUCUUACAUCUUACUGAACCGCGGAAGAAAAAAAACAGUCAGCUGAAAUCUUACUAGCAUCGAAGAUCAACUUGUUACUAGAUUUAGGCAAUGGCCCGUCAGAAGCCCAAACCCUCGGAUUGGCCAGUAGAAAGCCCCCAGAAAGGCCCAGCCAACAAGCGGUUGGGAUCGGAUUGGAUUGCAUCAGAAUGAGCGCGAGCACCUUCUCACGGAUGGUGAUCGAGUGCUUCAUCAGUAUCCAUGACAAGCCAACCUCAACAAGGUCAACUAGAAUGGGCGCAUAAUCAUACUCCAACGCAGGGUGCCCUCAUUCAUUAAAGUACGGCACACCUCUCCUAAACGAAGCUUCACACCAUUGAAUCCACUGCGGCAGAAUGGGAAUGGGGCGGCCGUCUCGACAGCGGAGCAGUGGCCCAGAAUGGCGCUGCCAGCAGAGUGGCAAAUCGAAAAGAAAACAUUAGCAAAAUGCAAACUAUACUAACGACUACAUGUUUCCAAUUGAAUUGCAAUAACAAAAUUACGUGAAUGAAGUCAAUAAAAUAAAAUCAACGCUACA
Messenger RNA from Anopheles darlingi, 2730 nucleotides. It is a transcript of the gene alphaSnap, whose product is annotated as alpha-soluble NSF attachment protein. Gene Ontology annotation, cellular component: SNARE complex; vacuolar membrane. Gene Ontology annotation, molecular function: soluble NSF attachment protein activity; syntaxin binding. The record is from RefSeq and is a predicted model, not a curated record. NCBI's taxonomy places the organism in Eukaryota, Metazoa, Arthropoda, Insecta, Diptera, Culicidae. The transcript is spliced from 5 exons. Gene Ontology annotation, biological process: intracellular protein transport; SNARE complex disassembly. The coding region runs from base 159 to 1040 and encodes 293 amino acids.